Messenger RNA from Dothidotthia symphoricarpi CBS 119687, 582 nucleotides. RefSeq lists its product as uncharacterized. The transcript has 2 exons. The record is from RefSeq and is a predicted model, not a curated record. Lineage: Eukaryota; Fungi; Ascomycota; Dothideomycetes; Pleosporales; Dothidotthiaceae. The coding region runs from base 1 to 582 and encodes 193 amino acids.
AUGUCACCCUUGGCCUCGACUUAUGACCACCGCACCGCCGCGCUUCCCACACGUUUUCCAUUGCCCAUAGUGACUACCCUGACGCCGAAGAUUUUCAACGACACCAUGCGCACGCAUCACGGCAUUACCGUAGACAUUAUACCUGCUCAACUUGAGAGCAAAUUCAAGCACAAGAUUGAUAUGCUCAAACACCUCGCCGUUAUUCCUUCUGGCAAUGAAACAGAAGAGCUCAAGGCCGUUGCUGUCAAAAAUCUCCAAUUUGCACUCUUCGGCGCGGCAGUCACAGGGGAGACUAGUUCCCCACCAGACAUAUCUCGCUCUCCUCUACCCCGAGAUCACCCAAGAAGACAACGACGAGGCGACAGCAGAUGCCCAUCCAACCAAUCUGAGCAAGAGGAAUUCCAUCACGAGUUGGAAGUGCUCAGGCACGCCGACGCCGUAGAAGGGCUUGAGUUUGAUGCUCGACACAAUCAAGAUACUACCGGCCGUCGCCUACCCGCAUACCAGGAGGGCAAUGUCAAAGAGAUUGCAUGUCAUGGCACAGAAAUUACAUUGCAGGAGAAGACUCUUUGCCUGAGCUGA